Molecule: messenger RNA, 890 nt
Organism: Pocillopora meandrina
Lineage: Eukaryota; Metazoa; Cnidaria; Anthozoa; Scleractinia; Pocilloporidae
Source: the annotation of a GenBank genome assembly
AUGGAGUUGGUUCUUAAGGUCUUGGUAUGUGUAAUGGUGAAAGGAGUGCUCUGUAAGAAGUCUAUAUUGCAUAUUGGAGGCUUUAUUGAGGUGAAUACUACAAACAAGGGUUGGAACAGUGCAGGCAUACAACCAGCCAUUAAUCUGGCUGUCAGGCAGAUUAAUAACAGAAGUGACAUUCUACCAAACCAUACACUUCUAAUACACUGGAGGGAUACUAAGGUAAUCUCAUGCAAUACUCAGCGAACAGAGUCGUAUAGAUGUCCUGUUUUGGGUUCAAAAUUUAACAAAUUAAAACAGUAGUUUUACUUUUUUGGCCAAAGGCACAAUCGCUCAAAGACACUUAACUCUAAAACCUCCACCUUUCCCCGAACCGCUUCAUGCCUCAAGUCUCUCUUAUUUUCGUUGCAGUGGAUUUUUAAAUAUUUCUUCAUUAUUUUGAAGAGCUUUUUUGUCACCUCUCCUUUGAGAAUAAAAUUUUAGCACAAUUUGAAGGGAUGAUUUGUUUUGUUUUGACUAAUAAUCCUGCAAGCGCGAGCGUGUUAAAAAUUUUUCAUUCUUGAUUACAAAAGCCUACCCGGACUGAUCCCCCCUGAGAAGACGUAUUGCAGGCAUUGACUUUAAAUAUCACCGUGACAAUCAGGGAUGAUUUUCACAUCUUCCGUUUUACCCAUGUGAACUCAUACUGGUUUCAUAAUAGACUUAUAUAAUCAAUUGAAAUCUUUGUUGUGAUGAGUUCAGGGUUGUCUUCCCUGAAGCAAUCGGAAUAAAACCGUCUUCAAAGGUUUUCCUUCUUUCAGUGUUCAGAUUCUUACGCUAUCAAAGCGCUGAUCGAGCAGUUGCGAAGACCACCGACAAAAAUGGCCCUAAUAGGUCCCGGAUGUUCAUGA